Ornithodoros turicata is the source of this 1315-nucleotide messenger RNA. Its product is annotated as tryptase-2-like. Gene Ontology annotation, biological process: proteolysis. The coding region runs from base 9 to 893 and encodes 294 amino acids. The transcript is spliced from 6 exons. Gene Ontology annotation, molecular function: serine-type endopeptidase activity. The record is from RefSeq and is a predicted model, not a curated record. Lineage: Eukaryota; Metazoa; Arthropoda; Arachnida; Ixodida; Argasidae.
UCGAUGCCAUGGCUGCACGUCCCGCGUGGAUCUUGCUACUGCUGCUGUGCAUUGGACCCUUGGCCGUGCAACAUCACAAUGUCGCUGCCAUCUCGGGAGCCAACAUGACUUGUGGGGUAUCCAUGUUCCCUGACGACCCUGAUUUCCGGAUUGUCGGAGGAAGAGAAGCAAACAAGGGCGAGUGGCCUUGGCAGGUGUCAAUACGGCUAACGCAUCCACAAGCCGGCAAAAUUGGCCACUGGUGCGGUGGAGUCUUACUCAAUGACCAAUGGGUGCUCACUGCGGCGCACUGCAUAGUCAAUCCAUUGUUCGUGCUACCACAACCUGUGUUCUGGAAGAUACGACUUGGCGAGCACCGGCAAAAGCUUACAGAGGGAACCGAGAAGACGAUUCAGGUGUCCCACGUGUAUCACUAUCCUUGGUACCGCGGCUACGAUCAAGACAUCGCCUUAAUGAGGAUGGAGAAGAAGGUUCAAUUCAACAAAUACAUCAGUCCCAUCUGCUUGCCAGACUCCGAAGACGAGUUUCAAGAUCUCGUCUGUGCGGCUACAGGAUGGGGGAAAGUUGACUACAAUGCAAAACCAGCUAACUUCCUCCAAGAGGUCUUCGUGAAGGUCUACGACAACUCGGUAUGUGACCGAGCGUAUCGGCCCAAGUUCAAGAUCCCCAUAAAGAAAUGGCAUCUGUGCGCGGGAACACUCGAAGGCGGAAAAGGAACUUGUCACGGCGAUUCAGGAGGACCCCUGCAGUGCAAAAUGUUUGACGGCAAGUGGUACGUCACAGGAAUUACGUCUUUUGGUUCCGGCUGUGCUAAAAAGGGAUUCCCAGAUGUUUACAGCAAAGUUGCUCACUACGUAGACUGGAUCCAUGAAGUCAUGAAACGACCACACUGAGGACGUCCGUUUAGAUCCGUCUUUUCGCUGAAUGGUGCGUGAGAGAAGACAUUGUUCGUGUGUGAGCGUGUGUGCACUUAGGAUGGUUCGUGUCACUUCACAGACUUGAGGCUACAUAGGCGACUUCAGUGUCUUGCAAACCACGAAGAAACGAUGGACAGUGUAUAGCGACCAGGUAAGCGUUGUCGUGUGCUCUACACUUCAGCUUCGUACCCUCAACGCGGUCACCUUCCCCGAUAUUUUUAAUACAACGCGCAACACGCUGAACAACUGUUCAUGCGUCCCGUCGUGCCAGCACUGCAGGAGACGUACAGAUAGACAAGCCAUGAUGGGAAGAAAGUGGUUGUGAAAGUGAUUGAGGAUACAACGCAACACGGCAACACAACCCAUCUCAGCCCGUGCAAGACGACCUAUAUACUGAA